Messenger RNA from Pogona vitticeps (central bearded dragon), 7871 nucleotides. NCBI's taxonomy places the organism in Eukaryota, Metazoa, Chordata, Lepidosauria, Squamata, Agamidae. The record is from RefSeq and is a predicted model, not a curated record.
AUCAAGUGUGGUGUGUAUGUGACUUUUUUUGUGGAUCCAACUUGUGCUUGCCUACCUGCGAUGGGUACAAUCAGGGAAGGACUCAGGAGAUGAUGUCCACAGCUCCACAGAAUGAACCAGGAGGGAGGGAAUACAGCAGGGAUGGCUUGUGGAUUUUGAAGGCUAUUGAGCUGGAGAAAUGAACGUGGGCACAGCUCACAGCGAAGUGAACCCCAACACUCGGGUCAUGAACAGUCGCGGCAUCUGGCUCUCCUAUGUCUUGGGAAUUGGCCUCCUGCACAUCAUUCUCCUCAGUAUCCCCUUCUUCAGCGUCCCGGUGGUCUGGACUCUAACCAACAUCAUUCACAAUAUGAGUAUGUACAUUUUCUUACACACGGUGAAAGGAACGCCAUUCGAGACCCCAGAUCAGGGGAAAGCCCGGCUCCUCACUCAUUGGGAACAGAUGGAUUAUGGUGUACAAUUCACUGCUUCUCGUAAAUUUCUGACUAUCACACCGAUUGUUCUUUAUUUUCUUACCAGCUUCUACACAAAAUACGACCGGAUACACUUCAUCAUCAACACCAUCUCCCUGAUGAGCGUCUUGAUCCCCAAACUGCCGCAGUUACAUGGAGUCCGUAUCUUUGGGAUCAACAAGUACUGAACUCAGAUGCCUUUAUUUGCCCUUCUGAUGAGCUGUGAGAGGCCAGUUAGAGGACUUCCUUUCUUUAGUUCUGGCUGCAUCUUCAGGAUACAGUUCCACAACGGCUCUUUUUAAAUGGGCACAUAUUCCACUGAAUGCCAGGAUUCGGCAAAACUCAACCAGCUCAAGAGGUCAUUGAAUCCUGGGUUGAGUUUAACUUGCAGAGAGACACAGGGGAAGUGAAAACAUUAUUAUUAGUAGUAGUCUCAUUUUCCUGUUCAGAAUCUGAAAAUUGCUGAAGACAACAUUGAAGUUUGGAAAGGUACUUAUAGCUUGUUCUCUGAAUAUGAGAGAUGUCCAGCCCUGCUGAACACUGAAAGCUGAACAUAGAUAGAAAGUAGGAGUCAUAAGGUGAUAUGUAGGAUGAUAGCAAAUGCACUUUAACACGAAACUGUCCCAUCUGGGGAAUUUUGACUUGUUGAAAGGGCUGUCUCAGAAAUUUUAAGACAUGCACUAGAAAUAACUUAAGCAAAUUUCUUUAUGGUCUGGAAACCUUAGUUGAUUGUUUAUUCCCUUUAAUUGUUUGGUAAGCAGGUGGGGGUGAAUCUUAUUACCUCCACGAAGGCUGGAGCUGUUCUCCGGUUACAGAGCUGUGCUCUUUCAAAAUUGUCUUUGCUUUUGCUCUAUGGGAAGUGGCUUUAUAGUAAAACAAAACAGGGUGAGAAGGAUGAGGGAAGAGAGAACAUUCUUGUGUUGCCUCUUGGGGCUUUCUGUCCUUGCUAGACAGUCGACAACCGAAUCACCUGUCUCUCAAAAUACAGGUGACCUAUUAUGAUCCUGCACAGUGACAGUGUUGUGGAAAAUCAGGGAUGACAUCAAGAAACUCAUGCUUCCUUGCCACACUUCUUUUUGGAAAUCUGAUGUAGAUCAAUACAUUUGAUUAGGUACGACUGUGUUGAUAGUACUGACCCAUGCCAGCACUGAAGUUCAUAGGGACCGAUCUGUUACUGCCCGUUGUGACCUGAAACUAAGAUGGUGCAUUUGUGUUUCCUUGACUUCUGCCAUUCAAGUGGCAUUAAGAGGACCACCACAUUAGAAUGAAGUUUGUCCUCCAUCACUUAGAAUAUAUAUAGCUUACCGUAUUCUUGACCUGAAAGGAUUGUGGCGCAUCAGACUACUUUCAAAAAAGCAAAAGAGUGUGGUUGAUAUUAGAGAUGGAAUGUUCGUAUUUGUCUGCUGGAGGAGACAAAUAUGAAUUUCACCGCCACGAAAUUUCUGUUUUGGACCCUUCCCACCUCCACAAACAGCCUGGUCCGCUCACCGAGCUUUGUGCUGCUGUAGUCGGUAACUGCGCCAAUUGCGGUAGCCUGGCCGGCACUUCCUCACCUCCCUGUAUUGCUGGCCACUCAGCAGCUGAGUGAGGAGACUUGCCACCCCACCUCCUUGCCAAAGUGGCCAGCAGCACAGAGAGAUGGGGAAGCGCUGGCCGGGCUACUUCCACGAUUGGUGGGAUGUGGCCAAUGACAGCCACGUGCACUGUGCGAAGCCCGCAGAGUGGACCGGGUUGGUUCUGGGGGGGGGAGAGAAUGGACCUCCAUGGCAUCUGUGGCACUGUGCUUCGUAUUUGUAUCCCCAAGGAUACGAUUACAAAGCUCCCGUGUCUGGUUGAUAUACGAAAGAAAGAGCAGCCUGUCUUCUACUAAUGAAGUCAUAAGUCGAUGGUUUCCAACUGCAGCUUUUUAUUAGCACGGGGGCAGAAGCAAGCAAAACAACAGUUCUGUGACCUAUGAUAUGGUAUGGCAUGUACCGAGGGCAAUAUUUAAAAGACAGUCUGGAACCCAGUUUACUGGACUUGAAAAAAGACAUUUCUGUUGAGAUUGGAUUAUUAGUGUCUUGAUAUGAGUUGGCUUUUUAUUGUCAAGGAUGCAGCCUAGUAAGGAGAAUUUAUAAGUAAUCCUCCCCCCACCUGUCAGAGAAAUGCACACAAAUGAUUUGUUAGAUUUGUUUAAUUCCAAUGUAAUGGAAUUAAACAAGGCUGGAGUAUUUCCUGGCAUUUUAUUUCUCAGAGUGCCUAAAACACGGACACCAGCAUUAUAACCUCACCUCUGUACUAGAAAAUAAUUCCUCUGCUUUCAGGAGUUUCUAAAGAGAGGACAUGUCUUCCUGCUACCAAAUCUGGCAUAAUCUCCUUUUUUUCAAAAAUUAAACCUAUUCUUUAAAAAAGGAGAAGAUUAAAUGAGAGGGACUAUGUACUCUCAUACACAAAGCUUGAAAGAAUGUGGGGAGAGAAGAGGGAAAUUGGGACCUUCAGAUUGCAAUGAAACUGCACUGGCAGUGUUACAGAUAGAGCUUGGGAAAGUUGCUCUUGGGGACUACAAAGCCAAUAACCUCACAAACAGUCUGAUCAAUGGCUGUCCUGGCCAUGGAGUUCUUUCGGUUGUAGUGCAAAAGAGUAACUUUCCUGAAGGCUAACUGGCAGACACGUUUGGAUGUUAUUCACUGUAUAGUUUGGCAGUCUUUGUACCACAGGUGACACAUCUAGUGUUUCAAUAAUAUACUGUUAAUGUAUUUUUGAUGGUAAUACGUGUUUGGCAAUAUUUACAGAGCAUCUAAAACAUCUAGUGUUUCCGUAAUAAUAUAGUUAGCAUAUUAUUAUUAUUAAAGUAGAGGCCUCUUCCUGCUUCUGGGCUUGAGUACAGAGAUGGAAAACUUUUCCCUUCUGGACUACAUUUCCCACGAUCCCACAGCCAGCAUGGCUGUGGCAAUGUCCAUCCUGGCUUUGGGAUUCUGGGAAAUGUAGUCCAGAAAGGCAGCAUCUCCUGUCUCUGUUCUAGAGCAUGAGUAUGACUCUAAUGACCUGACCCUGGCGACUGCUUACUUUCCAGACCUAGCCCAGAGGAAGGCCACCCCAUGCUAUCAUUGGGACGCAUCAAUCCCUUGUCAUGUUGAUAUAUGAUUAUGGUUAUUAUUGAAACUGACAAUUAUAAUCAAGUGCAGGCACAUGACUUUGCAAACUAGGAAGGCAGUAGUCACUUUAAAAAUAUCGGUAAACUAUAUCCUGGUGAUGACGAGCUUUGUUCAGAACUUGUCAUCCAACUACAGAGAAGGAGGCUGGAUCCUCCCAUUGUAGUUCUUCUCCAAGAGAAGGAAGUGACCUUCCCAGCCCAGUGCUGCUGUCUGCAAAGUGGCACAAAGGAUUAACUUAGUAAGCUAUUCACCAAAAUCUUGAGAAGAUUCUGGACUGCUGUUAAGUUCCAAUAGAGCCUGUGUUUUCAAUCCUGUCAACAAUAUCUCAAAGGCAAGGUUCCUUUCCAUAUUUACAAAAAGGGGAAAUAACAAGAAUAAAUAACAAGAGAACUAUACUAAGGAAGAAAGGCAAAUAUGUUUAUCCAUUGGCAUUUUGCUUAAGACAAACAAAUUUAGAAAGGCUUAAUGAAUUGGAUGUGGGAGUUUUUAUGUUUUGCUGUUAUGGGAGCUUUUGCUUUAGUUUUGUUUAAUUUUCUCCCCACUACUUCCUUUCUUUUUUUUUAAUGCCACUCUUUGUCUGAUGGUGACAUUUACUGAGAUGUUGAAAUAUGUGGUGAAAGGCUGAUUCCUCGUUCUUAGAGAUCUGUACCAUUGGGGGGGCAGGGUGCUUACAGUGCGACUGGUUGUCCCCCGGCCAGAAACUGAAUUCCAGUAAUGAUGUUGCAAAAUGAGCGAACGCACAAUUUGAACACCAGCUCUUGCUUUGACGAUAAAGCAAAAUAAGCAGAAGAAAUGAUCUCUUGAUCAGUGUUAUGCAUGGCUGUAGAAUGAAUUCACUUUAAAGGGCUUGUAUAUGUAUUUAUUAGCACUAUUCCAGUGUGGAUUGCUAUGGUCUUGAACAUCGUUCAAGGCUGCACUCUUCUGAAACACAAUCAGAAACCUUAUUUUUCAAGGGGGGGGAGUCGUUGUUAUUUGAAAAGAAAAGGGCUCAUGAAGGUUGUAUAUAUGUGUUUGUCAGUGUUCAUGAGACUUCUCUGUAAGCUCCUGUCAUCACAUUUUUCAUCUUUCUAAGUUGUAGUGAGCAAUCAUGGCCUUUUCGAUCUUAGCCCACCAGGAUCUCAGCUUAUUGGCGACAAGAAGCAUGCUGGCAUAUACUGCUUGAUCAUUCCCCCUUGGAGCAGAAGCAGCUAUAGAAACCACAGACCUUCUAGCCAUGGUUAGUUUGUUGUUGUAAUUUCCAAACUUGUCAGGAGCUAGCCCUCUUGCCUGUCUCUUCUGCAACAAGCUGGAGAAAAAUAAACCAGAAUGCUUAGUGGGAUUGUCUCUGGCUUGUAGAGGCAGACAAAGCACAGAGUGCUGGCUCUUACUAGGUUUAGACGUCACAAUAAACUACAGACACAAAGUCUGCUUAAACGGGAAUGCUUGGCCAGUGAAGACCAGCAUGUUGGUUUGCCCACGGAAAGCUGGAAUUGCUUAGAAGUCUUCCGUGAUGUAACAAUCAAGCAUGCCCAAUAUCUUUCAGUGUUUAUAAGAAUUCCUGAAAGUACUACUGCUGCUGCUACAGAAGAAAAGGAUAGUAGUGGUUAGAAUUUUCUUUAUGAAAACUGUAAUGCAAUCUUUUACAAUACAAGAGCUGCCCAGUUAGACCUCUGGCAAAGGUUAUAGCUACUGGAGGAAAGGGAAUUGAACUGAAGCCUAUUCCAGAGAUCUUGAUGAAGUUGAAAUAUGUGAAGGCUCAGCUGAGGGUUACUAGAGAUAGACAAUAUUUUAAUAAGCCAGGUUUGAGGACUAGCCCUAUAUGCUUAUUUGCUGAGGUCUUGCUCCUUGUGGUUUGUAAAGUCGAAGUUAAUAUGGCCUUUGGCUCACCAUGAUCAUAUUCCCUGAUGAAGCUGCUUGUUGAUUCUGCCGUAUCUGAGUUCAGAUAGUGACCUUAUGAAUAUUCCCUCCCCAUAAGUGAAUAAGACUUUAUCAGGUUUGGUUGCUUCCCCUACGGAGGCAAGAUUCUCAAUGUCAGAGGUAAGUAAAGUCAGUCCCUCAGAUGCUGCCAGAUCGGGAUUCCCAAGGUCCUUUGCUAUCAGCUGUGCUGCCUGAGAUUGCUGGGAGCCACAGUCCAACAGCAUCUGGAGGUCCACGCUUUGUCCCUUCCCCAUCAUCAGAUUGCAUUGUUGCAAGUUAAAACAAAACAUCAGUGCCCUCACUGAGCAACUGAUCUGAGUUUGCAGAGGGAAGGAACAGGGUCUCUUCUUUUGCAGAGUCCGGGAUUGCUCCUGCUAUUAGUAAACUGAUCGCCCCCACUCUGGGUUCAUAACAAAAUCUCUUUGGCAGAAACUGGUUGGCAUACAUUCAGCUUAGCCAUGAAUUGGGCUGUGUAUGUGUGUGUGCUAAUUGUCAGCCAAUACAAUUAGGCCCUUUUGAUUAUGAGUUCCAAAUGGCUUCCCAACACAAGUCAUCAUAAGAUUGAAAAGUGACUUGAGUCCUGCCAUUUCCUUUAAAGCAGGCAACUGUUGGCCUCCAUAUGUUAUUCUAUAAGCCCUUAGACAAUGUGAUCGGUGGUAAACCAUUAUGAAAGUUGCAGUCCAAAAACAUCUGGAGUCACAGUUGACCCCCCAUGACCCCCCCACAACAAACGCAGAAAUGGCAAUGCAGAUAGAAUUAUCUUUCCUGGAGCUGGGCAGACUUCAGCCUGUUCUUCCCCCCUCUGCAUUUUUUAAAAACUAGAAUCAUGAGAUCUACAAACCAGAGCCUUGGCACUUGGAAUUCAACAGCCCUGAGCCCAGGGAAUUGGUCUGAGAACAAGAACAGAGUACAACCCAUGGUCCGUCCAUCCACACGUUGAUUUCUGGUCAUCUGAAACUCUCUAACUUUCCGCAGUUUCUUGGGGAGAUGUGGCCCUAAGUGUGGUCAGAUAUCUAAAUCAAGUAGGCAAACAGGUGACUGGGCCAACUGAAGAUGCAGAAGGAGACAUGUGUUGCCCAGACUGAGGAACAUGAAAGAUUUCUUUAGCAUAACUUGGUUGGUUGUGUGGGGAUCAUCUUUCUCUUGAGAUCAGGAGGAGGAUGAACUACUGUCCUAGUGUCUUAACUGUUUGCUGCUGUCUGCUCCAACCAGCAGGGGUUGCUCAGUGAACAGGGAGAUGCUUGUUGUCCUGUAAUGUUUCUCCUUUGAAUCCUGCAACACUGAGUUCCUUUAUGGCCACAAGAACCCAGGAGAAUACAGCAAUUGGAAAAGUUUGGGGGUUUGGACUACAGCUCCCAGAAUUCCCCUAACGAGCAAGGCUGCUGGCUGUAUGAUCUGAGGAUUAUGGAGUUGUGUUCAAAAAAAUAGUUUUUUCAAGCUCUGGAAACUAGAAUUCUUUCCCCUGCCCCAAAAUUCAUGGUAAUGGUCGGGAGAUCUGAAAAAUCUGACUGCACUGUAGUCUGUUUUAAUCUAUUUAUGGUGAGUCAUUCCAGGUUCUGGAAUGGCAAAUGGCAUGCUGUCUCUCAAGUUGAAGAGAAUUCUCCUCAGGGUGAAGGACAGCAAACUAAUCUGGACAAUCCAAUCAGGUGUGUGUUGGCACAGGGAAAAAGCUCAAGAACCAUUAAUACUUAAUGGCUCCUUGUUAGAGCUUGGGAAAGCUGCUUUUUGAACUACAGUUCCCAGAAUCCCCAUCCUCAGCACAGCAUGGCUACUGUAUGUAGCACGCCUGGAAGUUUAGAAAAAGGAGGAGCCACAUCAUUAUAUCCAAAAUCCUUCCCAGGCUUAGCCAGCACCCGUGGAAGAUGCUGUUUACUAAGGAUACAGAUACUUGUGAGCUUAGCUGACAGCUUGGCAGCACCUGGUGAAAUCUUGGUUUCCUUCAGCUUUAGGCUGUUUUCUUCUCAAGGGUAUCACUUUUUUAAUCUAGCUAUUUAAAAAAUAUGGUAGUAAGCUCGUUAGGAAGGUAAGAUAGCAGAAAUUGCAUUUUCAUGACAUGGGUGGUUCUUUAAUUUAUAACAAAAUAACCUAUUGGAUUGAUUUGUCAUCAUUUGUGAAAUACAGUUUUUAGAAUAUGUAUGUAAAUGUUAUUUUCCAAUUAGUUUUAUCCAUUUUACAUGGAACAAACUUGUGUCAGACAUAGAAUUACAGUUGUAUUGGUUUCUUCUCUCUACCCCCUUCCGUCUCCAGAUCUCUUCUUUAUUGUAUGUAUAAAUAAGAACAGAAAUAAUGCAUCUGGAGAACUUUCUAAGACAAAGUGUGAAUAUUAUUUUUAUGAGUCCUUUCUACAGUAUUCCAAAACAAACUAAUAAAAAAAUCAGUAUUCGUGUAA